CCAUUGAGUCCUGCGCACGCGCCGGGCGGCCCCUCCAAUGGGCCCGCAGGCACGGAGCAUGCGUGAGAGCCCCGCUCCGCAACCCUGCCCCCCGAAGGGAGGAGCGUUUCUGGGGUGCCCGGUGCCUUCCUCGUUGGCAUUGGCUCGGAGACUCUGCCGCCCUAUUUCAAAAAGCACCAAUGGUUUGGAGACCCGGCAGCAUCAGCUUUCAGGAAAAAUUUGGGCCAAUAUUCACAGGAAAUAGACAUGGGAUUUCCACGUUAUUUCAUUCCAAAUUUGUAUGGUUCAAACCUCUGUGAACUCCACUGAUCUUUGUUUAGAGGGGCUGAUGUCUUUUAAAGAUCAUCUGUUUGGAUGUACUAGGCAAAAAGGAAGUGAAAAAAAUAAAAACGGGGGUAAGAAAUGAAUCAAAUUCAUGAGAGCUCAUUUAGCUAGUGAGAAGACCUUCUCUCCGUUUUGCAAGCAUUGUUAAGAUUCCAUGACAUCAGGAGAGAUCCUGAAGAACAGAUAGUGGAGCCAGGUUUUUCUUUUCUAGGAUUUUCAGAGGGAGAUCCUAACAAUAGUGUGUGAAGCUUGGAAUUAUUUAUUCAACAAACACCUACAUAGCACUAUGUGCUGGGUACCGUUCUAAACAGCUGUACAAACAUUAGCCCAUUUAAUCCUUACCACUUGAAUGGCCCUGGGGUAAAGAAGGCCUUUGUAUUGCUUUAAUCACACAUACUUACAAAGUAUAGGAAAUGUAAUAGUUAGGAAAUUGGUUUCAAAAUAUAGCAAAAAUGGUUUUGCCUGCCUCUACAAUUGAAUUUUCCCAUAUUAAAUUCACCCCACCCAAUCAUCAUUUUAUUCCUCAAUGCUUAUGCUUUCUGCUUGCGUAGAUCCCUUUAAAUUGCUUGUGUUUUUGUCAGGAAGAUUAGAAAAGGGAAACUGUUUUUAGGCAAUUCGUGUAUCUCUUUGAAUCUCAAGGCCUCAGCAUUAUCCAUCCCCCACCAGCUCAGAAAAUUAGAAUACAUUUCUUUUGUGCACACGUAGUUAUUAAGCAGUAAUUUGUUGAACGCAUGCACAAUCCCUAACUCUGAGGAGUCAAACAAUUUAGAUUCCCUAACUUUCAGGAGCUUAACUGUUUAGGAGAAGCUCAAGGAUAUGUGAGAAGGGUGUUCCCUUGACUAUGAUUUUGAGAUUUGAUUCAUCCUGUUCUUGCCUACCUAGUUUCCUUUACCUUUCAUGUAACUCUUUUGGGAAGUUUGGGGUGUUUGUGGUUUGUGGUCUUGGAUUCAACUUGUGUUUGACUUGCUCUUGUAGUAACUACAAGUUGAAAUGUACCUUUAAGGUUUCCAUGACCACUGGUAAAAUAAAGAGCUGAUUAUGACAUAUUUGUGAGACACCUCUUAUAGGUAAGAGGCCUGGGGCAGAUGGCAGCAGACUGGGACAUACAGAGAGAGUGGUGGAAGUGCCAACAUAUAGAUCUGAGUAAACCGGAGGUCCAAGAUCAUGGCCCAUUGCAACGGAACAGGACCAGCUGAUCAUGAAAUGCAGCCAGUCUACGGGUCCUCGUGUGAAGGAGAGUCAGAGAGUCUUGAGAUUUUCCAGCUAAGAAGUGGUUUCAUCCUGGACUCUGAGAGAGUCCAGGAUAAAAUGGAAGUAGACUUGGAACUGCAACCGAAUACCGAGAACACAGACAGCAGCAUCCUGAGAAGAUCCAGCAGUGCCCCUAUGAUCAAUGGACUUGGGGACAAUUCACAGGUGUUCCAAGAUGAAGCGAUAAGAAUUAGAAGAAAUAGUUCAACAUUUAUGAGCCAACAAUGUCUGUUGUUUCCACCUCCUUCCAUUUCUACUUCACUCAGCCGCGUUCAUCAAAUAAAACAGGAGGAAAGCAUGGAUUUAAUAGAUCGAGAGACACUGCAUGAACAGGAAGUACAAACUGCAAUACAGAUAAGCCAAUCUUGGGAAAAAUGUUUGAACCUGAAUGACAACGAUUUAGAAAAACCACUCUCUCUGAAGUGCAUUGAUCUUAUCUCGGUACUUCCAGUGGUUUCUCCCAGCCAGGGAAUCGAGAAGCAAUGCUUUUCUCCAUCGUUACGAACUUCUGUGAGUUGCGCCGGUUUUCCUCCAAGUCCUAGUCCCAGCCCUUCGCAACAAAAUGCAAUAAGCAGUCACAACCCCACCAACAUUGUUAGACCAAGUAUCCUUGGACCAAUAAAAAGAAAAGGUGAACUGACACUUGAAGAGCCACCAAAGAAAAUUUUCAUAGUUACUAGCAACAUACCUUCUGAUAUUUCCCAGCUGUCCGAAGAGGAUCUGUGGGAGAAGAGAUGAUUCAGUUGGCUGCACAAUCUUCCCAUUUGUUCAAGGCACAACCAAUGGACAACUCCAGCUGAAACAUCAUUUCUGUCAAUUAGAAUAAAAGAAGGGCACAUGCA
Oryctolagus cuniculus (rabbit) is the source of this 2417-nucleotide messenger RNA. RefSeq names its product PABIR family member 3 (gene PABIR3). Gene Ontology annotation, biological process: mitotic G2/M transition checkpoint. Gene Ontology annotation, molecular function: protein serine/threonine phosphatase inhibitor activity. Gene Ontology annotation, cellular component: nucleus; cytoplasm. The record is from RefSeq and is a predicted model, not a curated record. NCBI's taxonomy places the organism in Eukaryota, Metazoa, Chordata, Mammalia, Lagomorpha, Leporidae.